GCUCAGCCUCGGCUUUAUCGGCUGCGAGUUCUCAAUGGUGCCGGGGUAGACAUGUGGCGCCUUCCGGGACUCCUGAGCCGCGCUUUUCACCGUCUGCCAGGACCUGGCCUCUGGAAGUUGAACCCUAGGUCCACAAGGCCAGAUGGGCCUCAGGCUACCUCCUCCAAUCUACUGGCCCCUGUUCCCAGCCUUGAUAGCUCCGGCUUCCAUGACCCAGGCCCAGGCACAAGCAAGGGCCCAAGGACCCAUGGAUGGAAGAACACCUUCCAGUGGAUAUCUGCCCGUGACUCCCCAAACACCCUGUGGGAUGCCUUAUCAUGGGGCACUCUGGCUGUGCUGGCCCUACAACUGGUGAGGCAGAUCCACUUCCAAGCGUCCCUGCCAGGAGUGUCUCGGCGAGCGGAGCGCUGCUCUUGGCACAGUCCACUGGAUCAUUUCCUCUCAUCUCCCCUGUGGCACCCGUGCUCCUCACUGCGGAGGCACAUCCUCCCCAUUCCUGAGAGCCCAGCUCCCGGGUACCCAGGCCUCAGCGAACCCAGGCCGAGCCAGGAAGGGCCCUCAGCUCAACCCAGGAGUCUCUCCUCACACAGCUCCUUGAGGGCAGCCAGUGUUCAGGACUCUGCAGAAGAAGAUCCCAGUGAAUUUGGCUUCCUGCAUGCCAGCAAUAGCUUUGAAUCUAAGGCAAAGCCAGCCCAGCCUCAGACAACUGGGAGAAAGCAGGAAUGCGAUCAGUCAAAGACUCUUUCACUUGAGGAGGCAGUGACUUCCAUUCAGCAGCUCUUCCAGCUCAGUGUUUCCAUCGCUUUCAACUUCCUGGGGACAGAGAACAUGAGGAAUGGGGACUACUCAGCAGCCUUUUCUUACUUCCAAAAAGCUGCAGACCGUGGCUACAGCAAAGCACAAUACAACACAGGCUUGUGUCAUGAGCAUGGCAGAGGUACCCCCAAAGACCGCAGCAAGGCAGUCCUUUAUUACCAGCUGGCUGCCAGCCAGGGCCAUAGCCUGGCUCAGUACCGCUAUGCCAGGUGCCUACUGCAAGACCCUGCCUCCUCAGGGGCCUUUGAGCGGCAGAGGGCCAUGACCAUGCUGAAGCAGGCUGCAGAUUCAGGCUUGAGAGAGGCCCAAGCUUUCCUCGGGGUGCUUUUCACCAAGGAGCCGUACCUGGAGGAACAGAAAGCCGUGAAAUAUCUUUGGCUUGCAGCCAACAAUGGGGACACACAGAGCCAGUACCACUUGGGAAUUUGCUAUGAGAAGGGUCUUGGUGUGCAGAAAAAUCUGGGAGAGGCUGUGAGAUGUUACCAGCAGUCAGCGGCUCUGGGGAAUAAGCUUGCCCAGGAGAGGCUGCGGACCCUUUUCUCAGUGGAGGCAGCAGCCCUCAGGUCCAGAGACCUGGCAGUUACAGGACUGAAGUCUUUCUCCAGCCCUUCCCUCUACAGUCUGAACACCCUGCUGGCAGGAGCCUCGAGUCUCCCGCACGCCAGGAGCACAGGGAACCUUGGACUCCUCUGCAGACAUGAGCAGCUUGCACCCAACGCAGGUGCCAACAACAGUGUGAACCCACCACCCCGUCACUCCUUGGAAAGGAGUCUUGUAAGACUGGGUUAUGGCUAA
Chrysochloris asiatica (Cape golden mole) is the source of this 1611-nucleotide messenger RNA. It is a transcript of the gene DELE1, whose product is annotated as KIAA0141 ortholog. Gene Ontology annotation, molecular function: protein binding. NCBI's taxonomy places the organism in Eukaryota, Metazoa, Chordata, Mammalia, Afrosoricida, Chrysochloridae. The coding region runs from base 52 to 1611 and encodes 519 amino acids. The transcript is spliced from 12 exons. The record is from RefSeq and is a predicted model, not a curated record.